AUGGCAGGGGUUUCGCUCCAGUGCGGCGAUUGCGGCGCUCUCUUGAAAUCGGUCGAAGAAGCUCAAGAACACGCUGAGCUCACUUCACACUCCAAUUUCUCCGAAUCCACCGAACCCGUUCUAAAUCUCGUCUGCACAACUUGCUCCAAACCCUGCCGAUCCAAAACCGAGAGUGAUUUACACACCAAGAGAACCGGACACACUGGCUUUGUUGAUAAGACUGCCGAAGCUGCAAAACCAAUAAGUUUAGAGGUUCCUAAGGGGGAUGCAGAAUCACAAGAGGGUGGAACCAGUGAUCAAAAUGAAGAAAUGGUUGUUCCAGAAGUCGAUAAAACUCUGCUUGAGGAACUUGAAUCAAUGGGCUUUUCAACGGCUCGUGCAACAAGGGCACUUCAUUUCUCUGGUAAUGCUAGUCUCGAGGCUGCUGUAACUUGGAUAGAAAACCAUGAGAAUACACCUGACAUAGAUGAGAUGCCCUUGGUACCUGCUGUCAGUAAAACUAAGGCUACUAAACCCUCUCUUACCCCAGAAGAAACGAAUGCCAUACUAAAGGAACUAAGGGAGAAGGCUCGUAAGAAGAAAGAAGAAGAAGAGAAGAGAAAUGAGAGAGAAAGAGAAAAGGAAAGAAUUCGAAUUGGCAAGGAGUUGCUUGAAGCAAAGAGGAUUGAAGAAGAUAAUGAGAGAAAACGGUUGUUAGCUUUGAGAAAAGCAGAGAAAGAGGAAGAGAGAAGGGCUAGAGAAAAAAUCAGGCAAAAGUUGGAAGAAGACAAGGCAGAAAGAAGGCGAAAACUUGGAUUGCCUCCAGAGGAGCCUUCAACAGCCAAACCUUCAACUGUUGUAGAGGAGAAAAAGAGUUUCCUGCCAAUUAGGCCUGCUACAAAAACUGAGCAGAUGAGAGAGUGCCUGCGUUCUCUCAAGCAGAACCACAAGGAGGAUGAUGCCAGAGUGAAGAGAGCAUUCCAAACUCUUCUAACUUAUGUGGGGAAUGUUGCCAGAAAUCCUGAUGAAGAAAAAUUCAGGAAGAUUCGUCUUAGUAAUGCAGCUUUUCAGGAAAGAGUUGGUGCUUUGAAAGGAGGCAUUGAAUUCCUUGAAAUUUGCGGGUUUGAGAAGAUCGAUGGUGGUGAAGUUUUGUUUUUGCCUAGGGACAAGGUUGAGAUUCCAGUCCUGAAUUCAGCGGGGUCUGAACUAGACUCUGCAAUAAAGAAUCCCUUUUUUGGAGUUCUUUAG
Molecule: messenger RNA, 1227 nt
Organism: Lathyrus sativus (Indian pea)
Lineage: Eukaryota; Viridiplantae; Streptophyta; Magnoliopsida; Fabales; Fabaceae
Source: the annotation of a GenBank genome assembly